CCAAUAACCUUGACAUUACGAAAAAGUAGAAUCACGCUAUUUCAACAAAACACUCCAUUUUACUAAGUUAUUAUUCCAGUAUGGCUGAUUAUCUUAUUACUGGAGGAACUGGUUAUGUACCAGACGAUGGAUUGACAGGAGCCGCUAUGUUAGCCAACGGAGAAGGCCUCACAUACAAUGACUUUCUCAUUCUACCUGGUUUUGUGGACUUUGCAGCUGGAGAAGUGGAUCUGACAUCAGCCCUCACUAAGAAGAUCACACUACGAACCCCCCUCCUCUCAUCCCCCAUGGACACUGUAACUGAAUCAAAGAUGGCCAUUGCCCUCGCACUAUGUGGUGGCAUUGGGAUCAUACACCACAACUGCACACCAGAAUUCCAGGCCAACGAGGUCAGGAAAGUCAAGAAAUAUGAACAAGGUUUUAUUCUUGACCCCGUGGUAAUGUCACCAGAACAGUGCGUCUCUGAUAUCAUUGAAGAGAAAAAACGCCAUGGCUUUUCUGGGUUCCCAGUGACAGAAAAUGGUAAAUUAGGGGGGAAAUUAGUAGGCUUGGUUACUCAGAGAGACAUUGACUUCCUACCACCAGAACAGUAUUCUACCCCCAUACAUCAGACCUCUGACGGCUCAAAAGGGCAACGUCUGACCAUUAGUGAGGUGAUGACCAAACGUGAAGAUUUAACAGUAGCUGAUGCUGGAAUAACACUGAAAGAAGCAAACCAAAUAUUACAGAAAAGUAAAAAAGGAAAAUUACCAAUUGUCGGGCCACAAGAUGAGCUUGUUGCUCUAAUAUCGCGUACUGAUCUGAAAAAGAACAAAGACUAUCCUAUGGCUUCUAAAGACACCAGGAAACAACUUUUGGUUGGUGCCGCAAUAUCAACUCAUGAUGAGGACAAACGGCGCCUUGAUCUCUUGGUGCAGGCUGGGAUUGACGUAGUUGUGCUUGAUUCCUCUCAGGGUAACUCUAUAUAUCAAGUGGAAUUGAUUCAAUCAAUCAAGACAAGGUACCCUCAGGUUGAGGUCAUAGGGGGAAAUGUUGUAACAGCGGCACAGGCCAAGAAUCUAAUUGAUGCUGGUGUUGAUGGCCUUAGAGUUGGAAUGGGAAGUGGUUCCAUCUGUAUCACUCAAGAAGUUAUGGCUGUUGGUCGUCCACAGGGAACCGCAGUGUAUAAGGUAGCAGAGUACGCCAGGAGGUUUGGAGUUCCUGUUAUUGCAGAUGGUGGUAUUUCAACUGUUGGCCACAUCAUGAAAGCUUUAGCACUUGGUGCAUCUACAGUGAUGAUGGGAUCGCUCCUAGCUGGUACCUCUGAGGCUCCUGGAGAAUAUUUCUUUGCCGAUGGUGUGAGGCUGAAGAAAUACAGGGGUAUGGGGUCUCUUGAUGCCAUGGAGGCACACAAAGGGUCCCAGACUAGGUAUUUCACUAGUGAACAGGAAAAGGUUAAGGUUGCUCAAGGGGUCUCUGGUUCUAUCGUUGACAAGGGGUCUAUUCACAAGUACGCCCCCUACCUCAUUGCAGGGAUCCAACAUGGCUGCCAAGAUAUAGGUGCUAAAAGUUUAUCUGUCCUAAGAUCCAUGAUGUAUUCUGGGGACCUGAAAUUUGAAAAGCGGACCACAUCAGCACAAAUGGAGGGCAGCGUUCAUAGUUUGCAUUCCUAUGAAAAGCGUCUGUACUAAACUGACUUCUGCGUAUCACUUUAAUAUGGAGGUUAACUGUAAGGAGCCAGCAAUCACGAUGACUUUGAAAAAGAACAGAAUGGACUUUCUUACAGAACUACUCAUCAAGAAAAAUUUAAAAUGACAGUAUUUUCAAAAUGUGGAUAUUAUUUCUAAAAGAUAAAGAAUGAUGUAUUAUUAUUUUCUUAAAUGCAACAUUCUAUUUUUCUACAGAAGAAUGACUUAAACAGUUCUGCCUUUGAAUUACAUUUACAUAUGGAUGAAGACGUUCAUAUGAUUGAUGAAUUCAACAUAUAUUUCUGGUCUUUAUAGCUUUAUGUUAUAUACCAUUUUGAAGCUGAAUGUCUCAUGCUCAUACCAUAACAUUAUCAUAAGUAGAUCUCAAAUGGGGGACAGCCUGCACUUUUUUACAUGCUAAUUAUAGAAUUCUCUAUUUUGUUGUGUUCAUGUACAAAAGGGACCACAAAUUUUGUUACUAUAUAUAGAGUAUAUAUAUAGGUUAUAUUUAUUGAAUUUAAUGUAUAAGGUUUAGUCCAUGAUUUGUGAAGACUUGGUCCCUUUUUUAACAAAGUUUGUCUUACAUUUCCCUAUUUACAGAUGUAGUUCACAAAUCACAGCUGUAAUUCACAAAUCACAGCUGUAAUUCACAAAUCACAGCUGCAAUAGAUAAUUCACCAGUUGCAGCUGUAAUAAGCUUUCAUGUUCAAUGUUAUUGUUAAUAACAGUGCAAAGGUACAGACAAUGCAUCUGUUUUUACAUUUACUUUUAUAUUAUUUAAAGCAAUAAUUUUUUGUUGGAAUUAUGUUUUAUUGUGUGUCUUGAAGGCUUGAUGUUUAGGAAUAUCUGAAGAUUGUCAGGCUUUGUAAGAAAUAAGGCACAAUUUGUUUCACUGUGAAUUUUUUCUUUCCUAAACAGGAGAUGACAUUGUCUUAAAGUCCACUAAUAAAUGCAUACUGAGAUUAAGGGCGUGAUAUUCCCAUUUAGUAAAAUCAUGUAUAGGCUAUGUAGUUUAUGUUUACUUUAAAAAGAGUGCCAUGUCAGUACUAAUAAUCUAGUAGAUGUCUUACAAAAUUGUAUGUUUAAAUAACAAACUUAUUGUAAUGAACAUUAUUGAAUAUUUGAGACAAUUUUUUCGUAUGGCUUUGCUUGAAACGCACAUGUAGGAGCACAUGUAGGCAAAUCAGUAGGAGAAAAAUAAUCAUUAAAAUUGUUGUGAUUUGAUGAAUCAUUUUUAGAGCAAGUGUUAAUAGGUGGCAAUUAGAUGACUAUGUGAUAAUUAUGGCUGAUAUCAUCUCCACCUCCAAGAUAUUAAACACAUUUAAAAAGUGACUUCAUACACCUGCCAACGUGUCAUUAACCUGGAUAGCACCUAACUACACCUGUGUAUAACCUGGGCAUAGCUGCAGUUAUGUGGCAUUUAUUUUAUCAUUAAUGCAGGCAUUGCAACAUGCAACAGAGCUCACAAUAAGCAUCCUUGUAGAUUAUCUAAAUGAAUUGAAAUUCAAUGAAGUGAAGUGAGGAAUAUAAUUUAUAACUGAUUGUUGUUUGCCACAGUUUGUCCUAUUAGUCUAUAGGUCUAUGGGGUUCCUAUGGGGUAUUGAACCCCAAAUUUUAUUCCAUAACUACAAUAUUUUGCCACAUUUUGAUCUCAAUGUAGGAAAUGUUUCUAUGGGGAUAUUGUAACUGUAAAGUAUGAAUGUUAUAUAAACAGAAUUGUUGUAUGACAGUGUCUCAUGAAAUAAAUAUCUAUGAAUGUUGA
This is a messenger RNA of Owenia fusiformis, 3429 nucleotides long. The record is from the annotation of a GenBank genome assembly. NCBI's taxonomy places the organism in Eukaryota, Metazoa, Annelida, Polychaeta, Sabellida, Oweniidae.